Messenger RNA from Colletotrichum fioriniae, 747 nucleotides. The record is from RefSeq and is a predicted model, not a curated record. NCBI's taxonomy places the organism in Eukaryota, Fungi, Ascomycota, Sordariomycetes, Glomerellales, Glomerellaceae.
AUGUCGACGACGAAAUUACUCUCAGCGGUGGUUUGGCUUUCGAGCCUCUCCUUGCCUACAAGAGCCUUGGAUCCAAGAGACGACCUUACCGAUUUCGAAACUGAAGAGGAAAGACAAGGCAAGGGCAAGGGUAAGGGCAAAGGAAAGGGAAAAGGCAAAGAAGGCGUACCGAACGUUCCCGUCACGACGCCCGGACUCGAUGCCCUACCCACAACCGGCACCGAUGCUGCGCCUGUCCUCGGGCCUGGGACGAACAAUGGGGAUCCAAACAAUCCCAACAAUGGAGCACCUCCCCAUAACGAGGAACCGCCGCCUCCUCCUUCGGAAAACCCUCAGGUCCCCGAAAACCCUCCAAAUCAGGAGCCUCCUCCACCACCUCCCCCACCAGAGGAACCACCGCCGCCGCCUCCCCCAGAAGCGCCUGCUCCUCCGCCUCCGCCUCCACCCCCGGAGACCACCGCACCGCCGCCUCCGCCUCCGCCGGCGCCUACCGCCUCGCCCCGUAGUCUCAACUUCAAGACCUCCGGUGCCAUCAGUCUCGUCUUCACCAACUCCAGUUCGCUCGUUUCCUCCACCGGUCUUUUCCCAGCCGAGUGCACCCCCACCAAACUUUCCCCAACCGUUUCCACGACCAAGCUCAACUCCAAAGCUUCCUCAGUCAAGCUCAACGACAUCUGUUAUCGUUGUACCUCCGCCGCCGACAUCAGUUCCACUGACCACAUUGCCGCCACCUGCUCAGCCGACUGA